AUGUGGGCUUCACCUCGUUAUGCAAUCUACAUACUUAUGCUACUUGACGAACUUUGUACAAAGCAGAGAGAAGAUAUGAUGAAAGAAGACAAAAGCAUACAGAAAAGAAUACCGCGUUCAGUACCAAAAGGAAAGGAAAAGAGUUAUAAGUAUAUGAUUUAUACUGAAGAGUUGGAGAAAGAAGAAGACAGAGAUAUGGUUAUGUUGCAUUUAGUGAGAAGAAAUAACAAGAGCUUUUAUGACUUAGCUAAGAUAUAUAAAUCUGACAGAAACUGGUUCUAUCGUGAAAACUUACCGAUUUCAAUGACACCGAAUGAGCAAAUAAAGGAAAUUGUCAAAAAUACUCUUCCUCAAACACACUAUGACAUCAAAGGUUGCACAAUACUUACAUUCAAAGAAGACUUAACAUUACUGAAGGAAAAAAUAACAGAAUAUUUCGACAACUUCAAAGAGGAAGAAUAA
Trichomonas vaginalis G3 is the source of this 462-nucleotide messenger RNA. RefSeq lists its product as uncharacterized. The record is from RefSeq and is a predicted model, not a curated record. NCBI's taxonomy places the organism in Eukaryota, Parabasalia, Trichomonadida, Trichomonadidae. The transcript has a single exon. Bases 1 to 462 code for a protein of 153 amino acids.